CCACGUUUUCAUCAUGCCGCGAACCUUAUCGCCCAUCACCACCGCACAUCAAACGUGAGGUGGGAGGACAGGCUGGCUUUUGAGGUUGCAAGCGCGCGUACGAAAUCUUGGUCUCUUUGGCACGAGCUACCAUGAUGACGGCGCCGACUUCACCGCAGGCCUCCUUGCCCUCUCAUUCCUCCUCCUCCUGGUCUUCUUCUGUCAUUCCUUCACCUUCUGGUUCUGGUUCUGCUUCCGCUGCUUCUCCUACUCCUAAUAAGACGUUGGCGUCUGCUUCUCCGACGCUGCCCUCGUGGCAUUUUCCCUUCGGCCCAUCUUCCAAGUACCAUCUCUCGGAGCGCCCACAGCGCAGUCAUCAACGCGUCAAGACGUCCUACACGCCGCGCGCUCCCGUGCUGAGCACCGAGCAGCGCGCGCAUCGUCGCGCUCAGAAUAUCAGCCUAGGCAGCUUUCCGAGUCCUUCCCCGAGCGAAUACAGUCGCAGUCCGCUCUCGCGCCUUUCGAGUCACAGCAGUGCGUCCUCUGCCAAGUAUCCUGGAACCAUGGCGCGUUCCACCAACGGCGCCCCGCUCACUCCAGCCAAGACCUCGCGGCGGACGUCUUCGCUGCAGCAAUCGCCAUUCUCGGACUACUUCUCCGACGAUGCGCGAUCCGCGCUCAGUACCAAUGCGCCCGCACCCUCGAUGGAGACUAAGGCGCUACUCGUGAAGAUGAAUAAGCUGCAAUCACAGCUCAUGCGCGAUCAAUCGGAUAAAGGCCACCAGGCCAUCAGCGUGGUUGGUCGCAAAUUGGCCGAGAUCGACGCUGAGCUGGAAUCUUUGCAUGCUCACUCGCAGUCGCCCAUUGACUUGGAUGACUCAGCGAUAUUCAUGUCGGGGGAGAAGAUCACCGUGCAAACGCCCCAACACAGCCGCGGCCCUUCAUGCCAAUCGUGCAACAGUUUAGAUAGCAGCGUCGCCAGCAGCAAAAUUUUCGACGAGGAAGUUGCCACGCUCAAGCAAUACCAGGCUGAACGCACCUGGUACCUGGGCAAAACGCAAGAACUCCUGGAGAAGCUCAACACCGUCCAGGCUGAACUGCGUCAGCGUCAUGCAGACUUUGCUGAGCUGCACGAGCGUCAUUACACCGUGAUCGAGGAGAAGGAGGCUGAGAUCGAGCAGCUCCGCUCUGAGAAUGAAGGCUUGCGUCAGGAUCUUGGCUUCGAGUACAGCGAGCUGCUGUUCUUGAAGUUGCAGAUGAAGUCGUUGGAAGUUGACAUCGAUGAUCUUCGAAACAUUAACAACACUCAGCUGUCAAGCGAACAGCGCACCAAGAAGAACGAGAUUUUGUCUGAGAUGGACCGCUGGCGGACAGAUUCAGACUGGCAGGACGUUGAAGCCCGUUUUAAGCGUCGAAGAAGCAAGUAUGGCAUUCCCACCUCGCCCGUCCGCAAGGACAGUGCGAGGGCCAAUUCUGAUAUUACUGCACAAGAUGAGAUCGAUUGGCAACUUGAGACUGUCCGCGAAGACCGCGGACGCAUCACUAGUCUUACUAUCAAGCGCACAGACAGCACUCAGAGAUUCCCGCAGAAUGGAGAGGAAACGGUAAUUACGGAGCAGACAGUACAGCCUGUGACCUUGGGUGGUUCCACAGGCUCUGCUGCAGGCGAUCCCUUCGAUUGCACCGCCAAGAAAACAGAAGCAGAACGCCUUCCGAGGUCGUAUGCACAUCAAGACACGCAGACAGAUAUUUCUAUUGCUUAUCCUCUUGAUGAGGAUGAGCCCCAUUUUAUCACACAAGGAGGCCUUCGGGAAGUUUCAGGAGACGCCCAGGAGGAGGACAUUGAAGAAACGUACGAGGAAGAGGAGGAAACUGAAGAUCACGAUUAUUCUAUUGCUGGCACACAGGGAUGUGCCAUCCACAUCUCCGAGUCCGCUGAGGCGGACGAGGAUCUUUACCAAGACGUUGAAGAAGAUGAAGAAACUAUUCUAGAGGAAGCCACGUUGCUGAGUGUGCCGCACAAGAGCGCGUGGCAGGAACUGUGGAGCAGUCUGUCAAGCCUCACAGGGAUUCCGGACGACGAGGAAGACGAAUACUAACCUAACCGACACCACUACACGUGGAGACCACACUCAUUGCACAAAGACUGGACUUUGAUACCCUUUUCUGUUUGAAAUUUUUUGUUUGGGACUUAAUCAAACACAACACAUCGCCGUACUAGGCAUUUUCCGAUUUCGGGCGCUCUAUAGGGGUUGGGCACGGCGCCUAUUUGUUGGUCUACGGAACGGAGUACUGGAUCGAUUUGAGAGCCAGGUAUGUUCGAGUACACACUCGACUUCCCCACCCAACCCUUUGCAUUGCAUGCUUAAUUCCUUAGCACGCUCUAUAGAACACCCUCUGUAGAUAUUCUGUUAAUGUACAGAUCACACCAC
Molecule: messenger RNA, 2411 nt
Organism: Cercospora beticola
Lineage: Eukaryota; Fungi; Ascomycota; Dothideomycetes; Mycosphaerellales; Mycosphaerellaceae
Source: RefSeq, a predicted model, not a curated record